UUAUUUUUUCGCAACUGUAUUAAAAAACCUCGUUCGAUACACGUGCGGAAAUGUCAUUCUUACUAAGUCUAAGUAAUGACAUACUUUCCGCAAUAGCAUCGAAAUGUACUAUUUUUAAGUGAACCCUAAAAAACGAAAUAUAUAAUGCUGAAACGAUAGUCAUCAAAAUCUAAGUGAUUUAUUAAGAUUUAGUUAACGUUUUCUCCCAAAAUGGAAUUUCAUAGAAAAAUUACCGUGACUUCGUUAGAUUCAAAACGCUAUUCUUUCCGGUUUAAGUCCCCAAUAUAAACUACCCAAAAUAAAAUUCGAUUCGCAGCGCGCCAUCGCCAUAUGUAAAUUCGCAACUGUACGAGAUAUAUUAGCAAUGAUGCUUUGAUUACUUAUCGACUAACAAUAAACUAUUUGACCUUGCUUUUUAAAGGCAAUUUUUCCUCGGUCUUGUUAAGUCUAAGCACGCAAGGGAUAUACAAUCUUUCUCUAAUAGGUUACGGAAUAUUUUAUUAAGUACCUUUCUAGCAGAGGUACGAGUUUAGGUAGUAGGUACAUACCUACCUAUUAUAGUAUUUUAUGCAACAGUUGUAUAAGAAGGGUCAAAAAAGGCGAGUGGCGUGAGUUACAAUGUGAGCCGUGAAUGUGUGGCGUGAGUUACUUAUACAACGUUGCAUACAAUAUUUUUCCUACGAGUCAACAAAAAUAAAUCUUAAUUUAGGUAAACAAAUUACAGCAAAAGUAUAUAGCCAAGACGCGCGAGCAUACCUUGUUACGCGCCCGGCCCGCCCCGGGCCGCGGCCGGCCGGUCAGCGACACCUCGUAACUCAUGAGUCCCUGGUACUUGCUACUUGGUAAAUUAAAUUUUUGGACAGUUUUUUCUCAAUUUUGGCCACCGUAGCCUACGGAGACUAACAAGCAACGCUAAGCGGUCUUCGUAGUCUAUGGGUGUUGCUAUAUUACGGGUGUCACAUGCGUGUUUCUGACUUAUGAAGUAAUUAUUUUUACUAUGCAACCAAAUGAAUAUUUUGUAAGUUGGCAGCAAUGCACUUAGUUUAAAACUGUAUUCGUUUUGGUUUUGUUAGGUUGGUAGCCAUUAAUCGCAGUAACGUAAUAGCGAUUAAAAGCACAAGAGCUUUUAUGAGGAAUAGACAAUAUAGACUUUUCUUGAAACCUUUUAUGUAUGUUCUUAUAUUCGUGUUAAUGAAUGCAUAAAUGACAGAUAACAGUAGAGGAGUAGGAAAAGAAUAUUAACCGAUAAGUAAGACAUUGUUAAGGUACCCAUAAGUCAUCUCUACUAUUUCCUCUUAUUAACUAUAUUAUGAAUGCUUGGGGUUUUUUUUUUAUUAAAGUUCUAAACAUUAAAUUAAUCGCAGAGUUUCAUAUUUCUUAACUGCUAAGCCAAAGAUGGCUUGUUUACAGCCAGAGUUCGGACUAAUGCACUAUUUAGUUAUGUACACAUGUUACAUUAAUAUUAUUCUAAUGAUACCCUGUUAAUUACGUGAGGGGUUUUUGAUGAAUUUUUCAGCCCCCUCCCCUUGGUGAGAUGUUGUGAGAUUUGUCUCGACCAUCCCUUAAUCUCACGUGAGAUCUUUCAAAUUUUGUAUUUUGAAUAUAAAUGCGUUUGAUGGACACAACACAAUUUGCUUCAUUAUUUUUAUUAAGAGGGUAAAGACGACGGGGACCAAAUCUGUAAUAAGUAUAUCAAUGACUAAAUAAUUUUACAGCUAUUCAUGGAUAAAGAAUAUACAUAAGACAAAUGUGUCAGAUUUUCGCAUAGUCUAGAAACAUGUUUUAUUUUAAAUAAAUCUUUUUUUUAAAUUGAUACACUAUUUUUGGCCGAAAAAAAUUACGUGAUACUUGCCAAAUUCCCUCCUGUCCCCCACGAGAGAUUUAGUGAGAUUCGGAUUCACGCGAAAGUUGGUUUAGGAGUUAAACCUACAGGUGUGCAAGUUCUGGAAUGUUUCCAAAAAGUUCCAAAAUUUCAUUGUGGGUUUACCUUAAUCCCAAACUUGUAAAAAACUGCAUAAUGUAUUCAUACAGGACUAUUUAGCUGAACGUACGUCGUUAGGUGCCUAAGUAUGAACACCCCUUUAGGCAGUCGCUCAUAAGCCCAUGUCGUUUAGCAAUGAAAUGACCUACUUAUUUAUGUUUUGUGGCGUCUUUCAAUUUGGCCGCUGAAAGCACCAAGUUUGUAUACGAGUAGCAUUGUUGCUAGUGACUGGCAGGAUGACUGUGAAAAAAUUGCUUGUAUAGCUUUGUGAACAAUUAGCGCUUCGGAAGUAGGUAAGUAGUUCUCUUUUUAAAAGGUUUUUUUGAAAUCAGUUGUCGUUUGUUUUUUACCCGACGAUGACCUAACUCCAGCUAGAACUUGGCUUUUUCAGCUGCACAACGAAGUACGAAGGUACUAAUUUAGAACUAAUAAUUUAGAACUAACAAUUGUUAAAGUCAAUUGAAGAGAACAUUGCGCAUGUUUCCGUUUAAUAUAUAACUGAACAGUUAAAUUUUUAAAUGAUAUUUGUAUGGGGAAGUAUCCUUCGAGCCGCCAGGUUACGAAUUUAAUUAAAAAACAUAUUGCCUUUACGAUAUUUGGUAAGUGUUAAUAUAAAGUAUUACAAGGUUAGAUAGCUAUCUUUUAUAAAGUUAGGUAACGCUAGACGCAACCUUAUUGACAUUUUCAUUAUUUUAAUUUUACAAUGGAAUUAAAUUAAAUUUUUAGUUUGCGAGUUGUGUUAUUCCUUUAGAAAAAGGUAACCACAGUAAUAAAAUUGAAAACGUGUAAUUUUAUUGACUACUUAUGAUAAUGAAUAUAUGUACUUAAAACUGUUUCAAAAAAUUAAAGAAGCUUUUGUUAAUCGUUGAAUCGGGGUUUUAAAAUUAUUUAAAGGCAAUUCCUUACUAGGUUUAGAUUUGAUGAUUUGAUAGAUACCUCAUUUUUUAACAAUUUUAGGUAAAAAAUCGAAAACGGGUAAAUGUAAUGUAAAGGAGUAAAUAAUAUAUAGUUACUUAACCUGUCCUACAUUCGUAAAUUCACAUAAAAGCUCGUGACGGCAACAAAUCAACAAUGAAAACAUUCCCUGAAGCGUGCAAGCCUUCCAAUUCAGUGUCGUUUCAGUUCGUUUCAGCCGCAGUUGCUCGCGAAUGCCCGGCUACGACCGACAUCCAUGUAAUUACCUAUCACCGUACAUACUACGAUUAUUGUAUUGUAGCCAUGUUUAGUGAAACUCACUAAUGUUUACUUCGCACUCGCAGCGGUUGCGUAGGUAGGUGCAGUGCCGAUGUGUUGUAGGCUUAUGUUAAUGUAACUUCCUGGUCAUUAUGGUGUUAGGUUUCAUGAUUACGUUACUUAGGCAUAUUAUUCUAUGUAAUAGAGGAUACAUAUCAGCUGUUUAUAAUUAUCCUGCAAGAUAAAAUGCUUAACAACGAAGUGCUGCAAUAACCCUAUUUGCCUCUUUCCAUGAACAACCUAAAACUUCUUAAUGCGGUAUUUUUAAGCAGAGGUUUUUUUGGGCCUCAUAUUUCUCAUUUUGAAAUGUAAAUCUAAGCGCUGGAUUAUGUCAUUUGAUUUGACCCGAGCAUGUAGUAACAAUAUUGAGAAUAUUUUUUUUAAAUAAGCAUGAUUUUGAUUUUCGUUUUUCUGUUCUGGAAAUUUAUCUGCAUAUUUUUCGAAAACAAUCCUGUUUUGCCAACCUUUUUUUAUUUAUUUGCAGACUAUUUUAGUAUCUCUAUAUCUAUUCCUACACGCAGCCUUGUCUUUUGUAUUUUCCCAUCUGCCGCCUAUGCACCAGCCUGCACCAUCUGUGGUGUCCCCUAGGUCCCACUCAGCAACAAAUUUGGCAUACCUCUCCAGAUUCAUUACCUAGAAUAUAUUGGUGCACAAAUAAACGACCAUUUUCAUCUUCCAUGCACUGUUAAAUGUUAACUAACCUACUGAUAGAAUUUACAAUUUACAUAUAUCGGAAUAUUAAUAUUAAUAUAUGUUAUUAAUAUUAAUGUUAAUUAAAACAUUUCGAGUCCACAGGAGGCUGAGCGCGCCCACAUCAGGGUCAGCGCGGAGGCGUGCGCGGGAGCGUCGCCAGGCGCAGUUGACUCGCGUGGAGGGUGAGCGCUUGGCGCAGGAGCGAAAAGAACGCGUGAAGAGAGAGAAGUUGGAGCAGCAGCGACAGGCCCGAGCCGAGCUGGCAUCGUACGAGCCAUGGGGCCGAGCCGGCGGAGGCGCGCCCAACGCGCGGAGCCUACGCCGCACGGAUCUGCGUGUCUGGGGCAUCUAUCCUGAAGAUGAACUGAAGGGUGUGGCUUUAUACGAAGCAUGCCGCCGCUGGUCCGGCCGGCGGCGGCGUCGGCGCAUGCCGCUGCGGCUGCGCGAGGACCCGCAGGUCUGCUACGCCGAGAACCUGCGCCGCGCCGUCGACAACGAUAUCCGCUACCGACAGACACCGGACCAGCAGCAGACCUACAGGCGGAUACUUGAUGAUAUGGUCGAUACGCGGAAAAGGGCUAUAAAAGCCGAAAUGAAGAAAAAUCUAGAAUACGAGCGGAAAAUGCAAACCAUGGAUGGUCCCUGGGGGAAACCGGGACCUGGCGGAACUGUAUGGAGGAAUCCACGAGAUGUCGGGUUAAACUUCUCAAAGUCUAUGGGUUGGACCGAUAACGAUCUUUUAAAUAAGUUACAAAGUGAUGAACACAAACGAUAUAAGAGAUCUUCACUGACUUUGCCUAACGUAAAGAGAGAUGAUGAUACUAAAGAUAGGAAUACGCCAGAUAAAGAGAACAAGUCUCAAAGCGAAUUAAAACUUCCUGAUAUUAAUCACACUAAUAGUCCGAAAAGUAAAAAUCAAGAAGUACAGAAAGAGGAAAGUACACAGACCAGCAACGGGCAAGUUGUAAAAAAAGACGAUGGUGUUUCAACAGUUACUAGUAAAGACAAACUAAAGAAGAAGAAAUUUGUAAAGAGGUUACCAAAUGGGGAGAAAAUUAACCGAACUCUGCCUGAGGAAGAACAUGUAGAGAAAAUUGAAAAAGAAAAUGCAACAGAUGUGGGGGAAAAGAAGUUGACACCUGAGGAGACGAUCUUGCGUGCGACAGGUGGUAUUGAGUUGGUGCCAAUCUUGGCGCGGAGAAGGCGGGUAGGCGCUCGCACGCUGCACUCCAGUGACGUCACUAGACCCCCAGAAGACAUGUGCCAAUGGCGGGAACUUCUGAACGAGGAUUAUCUGAGAGAAUUAAAACAUCAAAUAAAGGCCAAAUACCAACGAAAAGAGGAAGCCCGUCAGAACUCGGCUGAGAGCGUGAGGCAGCAUCAAGAGACCUGGGCCUCGCUGUGGGGCCGUCCCGGCCACGGCGCGCCGCAGCAACGCGGGCGUUACGCCCGCAACAACCUAGCACGCCUGCUUAAUGUUGGGCCCCUUACUAAUACUUUUACAUGAAAACAGUGAUGACGAAUUUACCGCAUACCUACAGCUUUAUCAGUGGGAGUAUAGAACCUAAGACCAACACGAAAUGAGAUGCCUGUAUUGGCAAAUUAUUGCGGACGCUACCAUGACCUAGCAUGCCUGCUAUGCGUUGUAAUGCCUAAUGAGUGCAGUCACCAGGAAACGAGCGUUGGUCAAAUGGUCACUUCUUGGCACAGCUGGCAGCUGACUGUUCUGAAGAGUGUAUAAAGCCGUUGGCUCGAGCAAUGAUACAGAUUGUAUUUAUAUGCAUACAUGUAACAACAUCAUAUAGAUAAUAAUUUAGAAGUUCACCCCAUUAUAAAUAAGUUUUUUGUUCAAAUAUAUCAUUCUAACCAACGCAAAUAUAAAAAUAACACUUAGAUACUCGUACAGGGACACUAUUAUCAACAACUUGUUAGAUUUGACAGACGUAUAUGAAUAACGCUAAUAUUAUUUAACAGACAUCACAACACACAACGUUAAAAGCCGAGAUGGUACAACCUAGUUACUCGUAGUUGCAUAGCCUAGCGGUGAUGACGAAUAUUAUCAUACAGACGGACAGUCUGGCACAUUUUAAGUUAUAUAAUUGAAAUAUAAAUGAAUAUCCGCAUAUUUUAUGAAUCUUGCGUUGUGUGUUUUUCACGCCAAUGUUUAUGGGUGUCUUUAAAAAUGAAAUUUGACAAAAAAGGAUUAGCUAAGCUAAUUGAAAUAUCUGGAGACAUAAUAUUCUUUAAUUCCUUGCAAAAUGUUUAUACCGAUAAACCGGACUUACAUCCAAAAAAGUCUCUUCUGUUUCUAAAUUUUAAUAUACAUAUAAGUUUUAGAAAGUCUUAUCAAUAGAGUAUAUCAUUGAUAGAUUUUAUCGGUAACCGGCGACGCAGAAAAUAUUGGACCUUGCCACAGAUGUACAGAUAUGUCUUGGCUGUAGCGUGCAAUUUACUCGUAAUAUUCAACUUGUUUAUAAUGAAUACUUACUUGUCCAUAUUUGUACAAAAGAUUACUUAUAAAUAUUGUAUUUAUUUAUUUAUUUAUUGUCUAUACACC
This is a messenger RNA of Cydia pomonella (codling moth), 6464 nucleotides long. RefSeq names its product histone-lysine N-methyltransferase, H3 lysine-79 specific. NCBI's taxonomy places the organism in Eukaryota, Metazoa, Arthropoda, Insecta, Lepidoptera, Tortricidae. The coding region runs from base 3966 to 5414 and encodes 482 amino acids. The transcript has 8 exons. The record is from RefSeq and is a predicted model, not a curated record.